This is a messenger RNA of Ananas comosus (pineapple), 869 nucleotides long. Its product is annotated as growth-regulating factor 10-like. The record is from RefSeq and is a predicted model, not a curated record. Lineage: Eukaryota; Viridiplantae; Streptophyta; Magnoliopsida; Poales; Bromeliaceae. Gene Ontology annotation, biological process: DNA-templated transcription; developmental process; regulation of DNA-templated transcription. Gene Ontology annotation, molecular function: ATP binding. Gene Ontology annotation, cellular component: nucleus.
AACGAGGAAGAUCCUUCACCAUCUUCUUCCGUUCCGGUCCAAGGACUUGGUCCCGACGAGGAGGUAGGGAUUGAGGAGACUGAGGAGGAGGAGGAGGAGGGAGAGGAGGGCAAUAAAAGGAAGAGGAGGAAUCGUCGGAGGAGGAAUAGGAGGAGAGCGUCGUUUACGGUGGGGCAGCUGCAGGAGAUGGAGAGGCAGGCGCUGAUAUACAAGUACAUGGCGACGGGGGUGGCCGUCCCCAUCCACCUCAUCCUCCCCAUCUGGAAGAGCGUCGCCUCCUCCCCCGUCGGCCCCCACCGCUACCCUUCCCUGAUAGGACUGGGAAACCUGUGCUUGGAUUUCUGGAAUAACACGGAGCCCGAGCCGGGGCGGUGCCGUCGGACGGACGGCAAGAAGUGGCGGUGCUCGCGGGACGUCAUCCCCGACCAGAAGUACUGCGAGCGCCACAUGCACCGCGGCCGGAUCAAGAAGCCUCAUAUCACCGCUGCUGCAGCCGACCAAACCCCACCGGAAAACACCAUUGUCGCCGACAGUAAUCACCAAGCCUCCAUUUCAGAUCCUGCUGCUGCCAAUGUCGACUCCGGCGGCGGCGGCGGCGGCGGUGCGAGCAGCAGCAGCAGCAGUGACGCGUCGAGAUGACGCGUGUAACCGACCACGUUUAGGAGGAUUGAUGUAUGUCAUGUAGAAUUAAUCUAUCAUGUAGAAGAUAUCAUAUCUGAAGUAGUGUUAGAUGGUACGAAAAUUAAUUGUUAGCAGGGGAGGUAGGAGUGAUGUAGUAAUACUUUUAAUUGACCAACAAAGAGAGUGUGUAUUAAUCAAAACUCCAAUCCCAUCUAAUGCAAAUCUCAGGUCUUCAUUUAUUCUUUAUU